Molecule: messenger RNA, 2720 nt
Organism: Punica granatum (pomegranate)
Lineage: Eukaryota; Viridiplantae; Streptophyta; Magnoliopsida; Myrtales; Lythraceae
Source: RefSeq, a predicted model, not a curated record
ACAUUGGUCAUUUGUUCGAGCAAAGAAGUACAUAUUCCGAUCCGGGCGAAGAAGUCUCGGCGCAUCCAAGCUCGAAUUACUAAUAACUACGGCGUCCUCCGGUCAAAGCCCAGUCAGACCUACCCAACAAUGUUUAACUAACAUAAUCAUAAUAUAGGUUGUUCUGUUCUUGGAUCUCCAUGUCUAAUUUCCCACCAAAAAGAGCACAAAACUCCAAUUUUUGGGCUUCCAGAUUGGGAGACAUAGGCAAUGGAUUAAUGGAGUUCAUAGUCAAUUCACAAGCAAAGCAGUGGAGUAGUUAGGAGCUUUACUUCAUCACUCCCUCCUUCAGCAUCAGCAGCAACAAUUCCCAAAGAAAGCCCUGAAUAGUGUGAAUCUAUCCACUUCUCUCUCUCUCUCUCUCUACUUUCUCUCUCUGUCAUCAGUUGCAGAGUCCCCACAAAAGCUCCAUUAAUGGAGCUCUCAAGAAAAACUUUACCUUUGCUCAUCUCAGCCCCUCGACAAUAAUCCCAGAAAAAGCAGACAAAAACCCAAUAAAAAUCCAAUCAUGCCCUCAUCAGUCUCUUCCUUCUUCCUCCUCCUAUGCGUCUCCCUCCCCUUACUCCCCUCGUCCUCCUCCUCUCACUACCCAUAUGGGAAUGUGUCCUUUCACAUCGACUGCGGGGGGCACACGCCGUCCACCGACCGCUUCGGCGUCCAGUGGGAGGCCGACCGCUACUUCACGGGCGGGGCCACCGGCAUCGUCUCCGAGCCCCUCCGGUUCUCUCUCCCGCAGGAGAAGACCCUCCGCUACUUCCCCCUCUCCUCCGGCAAGAAGAACUGCUACAUAAUCCCCGGCCUCCCCGACGGCCGCUACUACAUCCGCACUUUCACGGUCUAUGACAACUACGACGGCCGCUCCCACUCCCCGAGCUUCGAGGCCGCCGUGGAGGGCACCUCCGUGUUCAGUUGGCGGGCCCCCUGGCCCGCAGAUGUGGAGCGGAACGGGGCAUACUCUGACCUCCUUGCCUUCGUCCACGACGGGGAAGCCGAUAUAUGCUUCUAUAGCAUUGCCACGGAUCCGCCGGUAAUUGGGUCCCUCUCGGUCCUCAAGAUCGACCCGGGGUCGUACGACUCGGGCUCCGUCAAUGGGACGGACUUCAUUCUGGUCAAUUACGGGAGGUUCGACUGCGGGUCCGGCCAGUGGGGCCCUGGGUUCAGCAACGACAGCGAUCUCUUUGGCCGCUCGUGGCAGUCCGAUUACAACUCCCGGACAUCAAGCUCCCGCGGGAUCAUCGAUGCCAUCUCAAACUCGGCAUCGAUCAAGGGGACCGAUCAGGCUCCGAAUUACUUUCCCAUGAAGCUGUACCAAACUGCAGUUACCUUGCGCAAAAGUGGGGUUCUCGAGUAUGAAUUGGAAGUGGAUGCAAAGCUCGAUUACAUGCUAUGGCUGCAUUUUGCAGAGAUUGACUCAAGGGUUAACAAGGCAGGGCAGAGAGUGUUUGAUGUUGUGGUGAAUGGGGAGAAUGUGAGUCGGGUCGACAUCUUUAAGGAGGUCGGGGCUUUCGCUGCCUUUGAUUGGCACCACACUGUGCAGAAUCUCAGCAGCAGUUUCCUGAACGUGAGGCUUGUCCCUGUCGUGGGCUUGCCUUUGAUCAGUGGGCUCGAGAAUUAUGCAUUGGUUCCUGUUGAUUUGUCCACUGAUCCUCAUCAAGUUAUCGCAAUGAGGGCAUUGAAAGAGUCGCUUCGUGUUCCCGAUAGAAUGGGUUGGAAUGGCGAUCCCUGUGCUCCUACUACCUGGGAUGCUUGGGAAGGAAUUACCUGCCGGCCCAACAAGAACCGAAGUGCGCUUAUAAUUUAUCAGAUAGACCUUGCGAGUCAGGGCUUGAAGGGCUUUAUCAGCGACCAGAUUUCACUUCUUUCCGACUUGGUUAGCCUGAAUUUAAGUUCUAAUUCUUUAGGAGGCUCUCUACCCUCUGGGCUCGGUCAGAAAUCUCUUGUACGAUUGGAUUUAGCAAAUAAUCAGUUUACCGGGACCAUACCAGAUAGUCUGUCUUCUUCAACUCUGCAGCUUGUGCUAUUGAAUAAUAACUUAUUAGAAGGUCGAGUGCCAGAGGAGCUCUAUUCAGUUGGUGUCCAUGGAGGAGCAAUUGACUUGUCUGGUAAUAAAGGUUUGUGUGGGGUACCCUCUUUACCCACUUGCCCUCUGUUUUGGGAAAAUGGCGGGAUAUCUUCUGGUGGAAAAAUUGCCAUUGCCCUGUCUUGUCUUCUCGGAUUCAGUGUGCUGUUGCUGUUGGCAUAUAUUUGCUGCAUUAGGAGACGGAGGCACGAUUACGACUUUGCCCUGCCACAUGAACUGAUGUCACUUUCUGCAAAGAGAAAUCGAUACCAGAGGCAGAAGUCAUUGAUGCUCCUCGAGAUGGAGAGCCAGCACGCCAAAGCAUUGCCAGCCCCUUUCAGCCCGCACUGAAAACAUUCUUCUUAGAAAAGCUUGAUUUUUUUGACAAUUGUUUAGAUCAUGAGGAGAGCAGAUGCCACCCAACUUGUUCUUCCCCACUUACAAAUCCCGAUCCUAAAAUGGGGUCACCGAAGAAAAAAAGGUCCAAGCUUGAUGUACAAUAUGCAUAGUCUUCAUUCUUGAUAUUAUGGAUUAAUAUAUAGAUAUAGCUUCAGAUGUAUCAUAUACAGCUCUUUAUGUGCAUGUUGAGAAAUAUAAAUGCGAUGAUGUGAAUUUCAUACAA